UUGUCUGGACCCAUGGAUGUGGAACCCAGGGACACUGAAGGCUGACUGUACUGCGUGCCCACAGCUUUUCCCAGUGCUUUCAAGGUGACCUCAUGCCAAUACACCUGAACUCAUCACCCAUUCUCCAAGUGUCAUCUUCCUUCAUUCCUCGCUUGGCUUCUGUGCAGGAUGUCAUCUGAUGAGGACAAAUUCUCACUUCACAUUGCUCACAAUGAUUCUGAUCAAGACAAUUCUGUCUCCACAGACCUUCAGGAAGAAUAUGAAGAACUGCUUCGCUAUGCUAUUGUGAAUCCCAGUGUUGAGCCCAGUGCUUCACAGCCAUCUCAUCCGAAGGGAGAAGUGGCACCGGAUAGAUUCCCUACGCUGGCAGGCUCGUCACCCGUCUUGUCACCCAGGAAGCCCUCUCACCCAGUCAUGGAUUUUUUCAGUUCACAUCAUUUAGAUGACUCUUCCUCACCAGCCUCUACUUCUACUCAUCCAGAUGCCCCUGAAAUACUUGUGGGCGACCGUCUUGUUUCUGAUGAAAAUCUUCAGAAGGUGGAGAGUGUACUUGACGUCUGGAGCUCAGGUCUUAAGACAAACAUUAUAUCUGAGUUAUGUAAGUGGAGACUUAAUUUUAUUGACUGGCACCGAAUGGAGAUGAAAAAGGAGAAGGAAAAGCACGCGGCACACAUACAGCAGCUGUCCAACCAGAUCGCUGACUUGAAGGAGCUACAGAAAGCCUUUGAGAUCUCCCUGGGGAGAAAGGAUGAGGUGAUCUCCAGCUUGUCUCAUGCCAUCGGCAAGCAAAAGGAAAGGAUAGAGUUAAUGAAGACUUUCUUCCACUGGCGAAUCAGCCAUGUCAAAUCAAGACAGGAUGUCUAUGAAGGUAAACUGGCUGACCAGUACUUCCAGAGAACUUUGCUCAAGAAAGUCUGGAAGGGCUGGCGUUCCGUGAUACAGAGGCAGUGGAAAGAGGUAGUGGAACGGGCAUGCCAAGCGAGGGCUGAAGAAGUCUGUGUGCAGAUCUCCAAUGAUUAUGAAGCCAAACUUGCAAUGUUAUCUGGAGCUUUGGAAAAUGCAAAAGCUGAGAUUCAAAGAAUGCAACAAGAAAAAGAGCACUUUGAAGACUCCAUGAAGAAAGCGUUCAUGAGGGGGGUGUGUGCAUUAAACCUGGAAGCAAUGACCAUAUUUCAGAACAAAAAUGAUACAGGGAUAGACUUCACAAAUAAUAAAAAGGAGGACAGUGUCCCCAGUGGUCCGGGAAGAGAGUUUUCUGCUCAUUUGGAUACUUCUUCAUCCACGAUACCUUCUGCAGUCCCGUCGCAGCUGCUGCCAUCUGCAACCGCAGCUGCAGGAGCAGCCUGUGUCACUGCCAUUCCCUCCGCUGCCUCCAUGACCUCUGCAGGAGCCACAUCCGCCUCCUCUGUUCAUGUUCCCGUCAUCUCUGUUGUUGGUGCAGGGUCUGCAGCUGCUGCUGCCCCGGAAGAAAUGUACAUGCCAAGAGUUGUGACUUCAGCCCAGCAGAAAGCCGGGAAGACAAUUACAGCUCGAAUCACAGGUCGGUGUGAUUUUGCUUCCAAAACCAGAAUCAACAGCAGUUUGGCCAUCAUGGGAGUUUCUCCCCCCAUGAGCUCAGUGGUCGUGGAGAAGCAUCAUCCAGUUACAGUGCAAACCAUUCCUCAGGCAGCCGCUGCCAAGUACCCACGGACCAUCCAUCCAGAAGGCGGCAUACCAUCUUCUAGGUCUCUUGGAGCCAGGCCAACCCACACGCAGUCUCUCUCGAGCGUUCAGUCCAUAAAAGUGGUUGACUAGA
Molecule: messenger RNA, 1795 nt
Organism: Phodopus roborovskii (desert hamster)
Lineage: Eukaryota; Metazoa; Chordata; Mammalia; Rodentia; Cricetidae
Gene: Poc5
Product: POC5 centriolar protein
Exons: 11
Coding region: 169-1794 (541 amino acids)
Cellular component (GO): centrosome
Source: RefSeq, a predicted model, not a curated record